GGACUGCUCCCCCACUCCCCAUUAAGGAUUGGCACCUUUGGGGAGCGGGUGCCCGAAUUUGACAGGUACCCGCUCCCACUUCCAGGCCAAUUGCCUAGGCGAUUGGAAGCGGAAGGUGUCCUCCCUCCCUCUUUGUGGUCUUUUGGGACACGUGACAGGUCCCAGAAGACUGUGGGACCAUUCACAAAGCACAGCAAGCUUCUUGCAUCCGCAGUAGGAAAACCGGCUGUGAAG
Molecule: messenger RNA, 234 nt
Organism: Staurois parvus
Lineage: Eukaryota; Metazoa; Chordata; Amphibia; Anura; Ranidae
Source: the annotation of a GenBank genome assembly